GUCGCCGGAAGUGUGCGUGUCGGCGCCGCGGCGCGAUCCGGGUCCCUCCUGGGUCUUCGGCGGCGUCCGUGUCGCGAGGGGAGUCUCGCCCAGUCGCGGGAAGCUGGCUUCUUGGACGAGUAGCGCCGUCGGGCGGAGCGGCCCGAGCCUUCCUGGAGUCGCGUUCCGUACAGCAAUAUGGCUGCGCCCAGGAACUAGGGAUGCGAGGGACACUCACCUUUUAAGGAUUUAGUGACUUGAAUACUUGGACGGUGUGGACUAGUGCCUUGUUUGACCCAAGGACCAAAACAGGACCAUGGACGGCACCAGAAGAAAAGAGGAUCACACUAAAAAGCGUUUAUCGUCUUUGGCUAAGUUGCCCGAACAUCUUGAAUGACCAAUUUGAAAUUAAAAGACAUUUAAAGUGUUGCAUUUUUCCUUCGAGUUGGUAUGUACACACUCACCUUGUAUGUUUAAACAUAAAACCUACUUGUGUGUACAAACUACAUCAUUGAGAUAUAGGACAUUAAGAAUUUAAUUACAACAUUGGGUAUCAAACCCUGGACCUCCCCACUGAUCUAUACUCCCAGCCCUAGUUCUGAUUCUUGAUUGUCAAUUUUAUCUAAAAGAAUGUCUGUGGUGCACCGUUUGCCACCUGGGUGGUUACUGGAUCAUCUCUCUUUCAUCAACAAAGUAAACUAUCAACUUCCCCAGCAUCAAGAGCCCUUUUGUAGUAAAAACAAGCCCACUUCUUCUGUCUACCUGGAUUCUCUUCAGCUGGAUCCCGUGUCUACUUUUGGAGCUCCUGUUCCGUGCUUUGCUCCUGACUCGGCUGUGUCAGGCAACGAGGAGGAUGGAGGAAGUUGUGAAGUGAUCACCCAGAAGUACGUUUUCCGAUCUGAGCUAUUUAAGGUCACCAAACCUUACAUAAUUCCAGCUGUUCACAAAGAGUGCCAACCAAGUAACAAAAACGAAAAUCUAGUGACCAGUGAUAAACCAGAGGUCUCCGUUUCCGUUGGGAAGAAGAGUAAAAGAUGCAUUGCUUUCAAUCAAGGUGUAUUGGAUGCCAUGGAGUAUCACACAAAGAUCAGAGAGCUGAUUUUGGAUGGAUCUUCACAGUUAAUCCAAGAAGGUCUCAGAAGUGGUUUCCUUUCCCCACUUGUGGGAAAGCAGGAUGGCAGUAGUGGACGCAUCACUUUGCCACUUGAUGCCUGCAAUUUGUCAGAGUUAUGCGAGAUGGCAAAGCAUUUGCCUUCCUCAAGUGAAAUGGAGCUUCAAACGCUGCAGUUGAUGGGAGAUGAUAUGUCUGUUAUUGAGCUGGAUUUAUCCUCACAGAUCGUUGAAAAUAACUCCAGCUUUUCCAAAGUGAUUACUCUAAUGGGACAGAAAUACCUGCUGCCGCCCAAGAGCAGCUUUCUUCUGUCUGACAUUUCUUGUAUGCAGCCGCUUCUUAACUGCAAUAAGACAUUUGAUGUAAUUGUGAUUGAUCCACCGUGGGAGAACAAAUCAGUUAAAAGAAGUAACAGGUACAAUACUUUAUCACCAAAUCAGAUAAAGCGAAUGCCUGUCCCUAAGCUGGCUGCUGCUGACUGUCUUGUCGUUACUUGGGUGACCAACAGGCAGAAGCAUCUGUGUUUUGUGAAGGAGGAACUAUAUCCUUCAUGGUCUGUGGAAGUUGUUGCAGAAUGGUACUGGGUAAAGAUCACAAAUUCAGGAGAGUUUGUGUUCCCAUUGGAUUCUACACACAAAAAGCCUUAUGAAUGUCUUGUACUGGGCAGAGUUAAAGCAAAAACUGCUUUAGCAUUAAGGAGCGCAGAUGUAAGAGCACCCCCUGUCCCAGAUCAGAGGUUGAUUGUCAGUGUGCCCUGUGUUCUUCACUCACACAAACCGCCUCUUACCGAAGUUCUGAAAGACUACAUCAAGCCAGGUGGCCAGUGUUUGGAAUUGUUUGCUCGAAAUUUACAGCCAGGUUGGAUGAGUUGGGGCAACGAAGUCCUCAAGUUUCAGCACAUGGAUUAUUUCACUGCUCGGGAGUCUGGAUGCUGACUGUAAAAGUUGUGCUGUCUUUGCCCCAGCUCCUUCCUUCAAACUCAUUUCCUCUUGUACCAGUCAGUGUGCUCAGACAUAUGAACUUUUACACCAAUCAUUGUGCUCAGACAUGUGAACUUUUACACCAAUCAGUGUACUUAGACAUGUAAGUUUUAUACCAAUCAGUGUGCAUAGAAAUGUACAUACAUCUCCUACAGCCCUUUGCAACGAGUCUCUUCCUUACCUGAUCUAUGGCAAACAGUGGUUUGUCUUCUCACAUUAGUGUUUCCUGCUUAGGAACGCCUGGAUAUUCAGUCAUACAGUGCAGAAACCGUUGCAUCUGGCUUCUCCCACUUAGCAUUCAGGAAAACCACCAACACUGUUUAUAAACCACUCCCUGCUUGCUUAGGAGACUUAGACUGAAAGUACUUGGACAAGCUUGUUUCCCCUACUCACUGAUUGCAUCAGACAUCAAGUUUGAGGGCGUAAGGCUAGUAUCUUUUAUUAUUCCUUUAAACUGCCAGUUGAAUACAAGGCUCAUUAAAUUAUUAAAUAUAUUCCUUUAAGCUUUU
Molecule: messenger RNA, 2579 nt
Organism: Arvicanthis niloticus (Nile rat)
Lineage: Eukaryota; Metazoa; Chordata; Mammalia; Rodentia; Muridae
Gene: Mettl4
Product: methyltransferase 4, N6-adenosine
Biological process (GO): methylation
Cellular component (GO): cytosol; nucleus
Molecular function (GO): RNA methyltransferase activity; site-specific DNA-methyltransferase (adenine-specific) activity; nucleic acid binding
Source: RefSeq, a predicted model, not a curated record